UUCCUAAGAUAUCGCACCACUUCUGUUGCAAGCGAUUAAGCUUAAGUCCUACGGCAGGUUCAGUAUAUAAUUAAGUACCUAACACGGUCUUCGGCCGUCCUUAAGUAUACCAUACCUGCAAAUUCCUCUACUGCGUCGUCCAAGAGCAGCUGAUUAUCAUUUGGCAGCACUCGGAGCAUGCGCUGGCACAUGCUCCUAAAUCUGCCGUGACGGGGCGCCGUCAUUCCAUAUGCCAUACCCACUGGCAGCCGGGCCAGCUCAAGCAAGAGCAUUUGCUUGAACUUCUACUCUAAGUCAAGGUAAGGUUUCCCCAGCAGCCGCUGGCUCGUUGUUAGUGUGCUCACGACCUCCCACGCGCACGCCGUGUGCUUCAUUUGUACCUUCCAAGCCCACGCUUACAAAAGGCGAUCAAUAAUUAACAUCUGUCUUGAUUCUGCCACAUACCAGCGUUUUUCUUCGUUUUGCUAACUAACCAUGCCAGUGCAAGGAGCUACGCUCUUGACUGCUAUUAGACGCUCGCUGGGUCCGCAGAGCAGACCGCUGGCACGAGGCUUUGCGAAUUCGAUGAGCUUACAAUAUGGGAAGAAGAUUGUGGUAGCGAAACCCGUCGUGGAGCUUGAUGGAGAUGAAAUGACGAGGAUUAUUUGGAAAAAGAUCCGGGAAGAGCUAAUCCUUCCUUAUUUGCAACUGGACAUCAAGUACUACGACCUUGGCCUCGAGUACCGUGACCAGACCAACGACAAUGUAACCGUGGAAGCCGCCAAUGCCAUUCUCGAGCACAAGGUCGGCAUCAAGUGUGCAACAAUCACGCCUGACGAGGCUCGUGUGGAGGAGUUCAAGCUCAAGGAGAUGUGGAGGAGCCCGAACGGCACGAUCCGUAACAUCCUUGGCGGAACUGUGUUCCGUGAGCCCAUUAUAUUGGAUCGUAUCCCCAAGCCAAUUCCAGGAUGGGUGAAGCCAAUCGUGAUUGGCCGUCAUGCAUUCGGUGACCAGUACCGUUCCACGGACUUCGUCGCACCGGGACCGGGGAAACUCCAGCUUGUAUACACCCCUGCUGAUGGAGGCGCCAAGACUGUCAUGGACGUAUAUGACUUCAAGGGAAAGGGUGUCGCCAUGAGCAUGUACAACACUGAUGAAUCAAUAAUCGGGUUUGCACAUUCAUCAUUUAAGAUGGCUCUCCUCAAGAAGAUGCCCUUGUUCAUGUCAACAAAAAACACCAUCUUGAAGAAGUAUGAUGGCCGCUUCAAGGACAUCUUCCAAGAGAUUUAUGAAUCGCAGUACAAGGACGCUUUUGAGAAGGUCGGUAUAUACUACGAGCACCGCCUUAUCGACGAUAUGGUUGCACAAGCGAUUAAGUCCUCCGGUGGUUUCGUAUGGGCAUGCAAGAACUACGAUGGUGACGUACAGAGUGACAUCCUCGCUCAGGGCUUCGGUUCCUUGGGCAUGAUGACCUCAGAGUUGAUCACCCCUGAUGGCCAGGUUGUUGAGAGUGAGGCUGCCCACGGUACCGUCACCCGACACUACCGCGAGUUCCAGAAGGGCAACGAGACGUCGACCAAUCCAGUGGCAUCGAUCUUUGCAUGGACCCGUGGACUUCUCCACCGUGCUAAGCUGGAUGACAAUGAAGAGCUCAGGAAGUUUUGCUUGGAUCUUGAGGCUGCAUGUGUGGAAACGAUUGACAAGGAUGGAAUCAUGACCAAGGAUCUCGCUCUUGCUAUCCACGGCAAGAACAUGAAGAGAGAACAUUGGGUCGUCACUGACAAGUACAUGGAUGCGGUGAAUGCUAAGCUCCAGAAGAGGCUCGCUGAAGGAACCAUUGCUAAACCUUGA
Messenger RNA from Suillus plorans, 1830 nucleotides. Its product is annotated as isocitrate dehydrogenase. The transcript is spliced from 10 exons. Bases 475 to 1830 code for a protein of 451 amino acids. Gene Ontology annotation, molecular function: isocitrate dehydrogenase (NADP+) activity; magnesium ion binding; NAD binding. The record is from RefSeq and is a predicted model, not a curated record. Gene Ontology annotation, biological process: isocitrate metabolic process. Gene Ontology annotation, cellular component: mitochondrion. NCBI's taxonomy places the organism in Eukaryota, Fungi, Basidiomycota, Agaricomycetes, Boletales, Suillaceae.